This is a messenger RNA of Morchella importuna, 342 nucleotides long. RefSeq lists its product as uncharacterized. The transcript is spliced from 2 exons. The record is from RefSeq and is a predicted model, not a curated record. Bases 1 to 342 code for a protein of 113 amino acids. NCBI's taxonomy places the organism in Eukaryota, Fungi, Ascomycota, Pezizomycetes, Pezizales, Morchellaceae.
AUGUCUGUGAGGAGAGUUAACCACAUUUCGCUCAGUAUUGACGGUCUGCUCAGUGUGCGGGGCGAGAAGGGAGUUAUAUUUUCUGAAGAGUUGAGCAUUGGGGCCUCUCCUAAGGUGCUUCCAGGAGAUAUCAUGGCUUUUGAGGAGGGAAACCAGGUUGAAUCUUUCAGUGGAGCUUUGCAACUAGAUGAUGUGGCUUUAUCAGAAGAGAGACUUGCGGAUUCCUUAAAGUAUAUGGAGGGUCACAUAGCUGCGCUGUCAACAAGGGAGCGGCUUCUUUCAUCUGACAGGAAGAAGAAUGUUUACAUCAAAGAUAUCGAAGCUCAGACAGUGCUCGCUUAG